Molecule: messenger RNA, 887 nt
Organism: Fulmarus glacialis (Northern fulmar)
Lineage: Eukaryota; Metazoa; Chordata; Aves; Procellariiformes; Procellariidae
Product: alpha-1,2-mannosyltransferase ALG9-like
Exons: 8
Biological process (GO): protein N-linked glycosylation
Cellular component (GO): endoplasmic reticulum membrane
Molecular function (GO): alpha-1,2-mannosyltransferase activity
Source: RefSeq, a predicted model, not a curated record
AUCGUCUGGGAGCAAAGCAGGACAAGUUUGGGCCCCUGAAGGAUCAACAGCUUUCAAGUGUCUCAUCUCAGCCAGGUUCUGUGCAGCUCUCUUAAGCAACAUCUCUGAUUGUGAUGAGACGUUUAACUAUUGGGAACCGACACACUACCUCGUUUACGGAAGGGGGUUUCAGACAUGGGAAUACUCUCCAGCCUAUGCCAUCCGCUCCUAUGCUUACCUGUGGCUUCAUGCCUUACCAGCCUUGUUCCAUGCUAGAGUUCUACAAACGAACAAGGUUCUUAUCUUCUAUUUCAUCCGAUGCUUCCUGGCCUUCCUGAGCUGCAUUUGUGAACUCUACUUCUACAAGGCUGUGUGCAAGAAGUUUGGGCUACAUGUGAGCCGGCUGAUGUUGGCCUUCUUAGUACUCAGCACUGGGAUGUUUUGCUCAUCUGCAGCUUUCCUCCCAAGCAGUUUCUGCAUGUACACCACGGUGAUUGCCAUGAGUGGCUGGUAUAUGGACAAGACCUCUGUAGCAGUGCUGGGGGUGGCUGCUGGAGCCCUUCUGGGGUGGCCCUUCAGUGCAGCUCUUGGGGUUCCUAUUGCCUUUGACUUGUUGAUAUUGAAGCAGAGGUGGAAAAGUUUCCUGAACUGGUGUGUGGUGUCAUUGAUCCUGUUUUUGGUGCCCUUGGUAGUUGUGGACAGCUAUUACUAUGGGAAGUUGGUAGUUGCACCUCUCAACAUUGUUUUAUACAAUGUCUUCACCUCUCAUGGACCUGAUCUCUAUGGUAUGGAACCCUGGUCCUUCUAUUUCAUCAACGGCUUUCUGAAUUUCAACGUGGCAUUUAUUUUGGCGCUGCUUGUGCUGCCACUUACUUGUCUCAUGGAGUGUCUGCUUCAGAAAUUUCAUG